Messenger RNA from Pseudopodoces humilis (Tibetan ground-tit), 2190 nucleotides. RefSeq names its product claudin domain containing 1 (gene CLDND1). Gene Ontology annotation, cellular component: membrane. NCBI's taxonomy places the organism in Eukaryota, Metazoa, Chordata, Aves, Passeriformes, Paridae. The record is from RefSeq and is a predicted model, not a curated record.
GCGGGCGGAAGCGGGGCCCGGCCGGGUGCGAGGCGGCGGCGAUGGGCGAUCACUUGUUGUGAACUGGCAGUGUGGAAAAAGCUGAAUGAAUGGAACAGUCAGGGCAGAAAAGGGAAGUUUGCCUUUCAUGCUCCCCGCUGGCCACAGGACACAAACAGCACGGUGCCUCUGAAGAGACCUGGAAUCAUCGGAGCUGUGUGUUCUGAGGGACUCUGAGCAUCUCUGAAGCAAGGGCGCCAUGAUGGAUAACCGGUUUGCUACAGCACUGGUGAUCGCCUGCGUGCUCAGCCUCAUCUCCACCAUCUACAUGGCAGCCUCCAUUGGCACCGACUUCUGGUACGAGUACCACACCCUGUCCCCAGCCGAGAACGUUAGUGAAGCCGGUAGAAUCAUCUGGGAGGAGUUUGUCAGCAAAGAUGCGGAUGAGAAGACGUACACAGAUGCGCUCUUCCGGUGCAACGGCACGGUUGGAUUGUGGCGGAGGUGCAUCACUGUACCCAAAAACUCUCACUGGUACAGCCCACCAGAAACUGAUAUGACUACAAACUGCAUCAGUUUCUCCCUCUCUGAUCAGUUUGUAGAAAAGUACAUAGAGCCUGGAAAUCACAACAGUGGCACGGAUUUGAAUCGGACUUAUCUGUGGCGAUUGCAGUUUCUCCUGCCCUUUGUCAGCAUUGGCCUCAUGUGCUUUGGGGCUCUGAUUGGGCUCUGUGCUUGUGCCUGUCGCAGCCUUUACCCAGCCAUUGCCACCGGAGUCCUGCAUUUCCUAGCAGGGCUGUGCACGCUGGGCCUCGUUGGCUGCUAUGUAGCUGGGAUUGAGCUGCUCCAUAGGAAGCUGCCUCUGCCGGAGGAUGUGAGGGGUGAAUUCGGCUGGUCCUUCUGCCUCGCCUGUGUGUCAGCACCUUUGCAGUUCAUGGCAGCUGCUCUUUUCAUCUGGGCAGCUCGCACCAACAGGAAGGAAUUCACCCUCCUGAAAGCCUACCGUGUGGCAUAACUGCUGCUACUGCACUCUGGGCUUUCCAUGUUAGAGCCUCUUGUCCACCAGCCCUUACUACUUUUUUCUUUUAGUCAGAGUUUUAUCAUGUACUGCAUGCUUCUUGCCAGUCAAGACAAUUUAGCCUGCAGGCCCUGAAGACAAAGACCUCUGGGCUAAAUGACCAAAGCCUGCCAGAAGUCUGCAGAACUUGAACAGGUUUUUUAAUUGGGUUUUUUUAAGAAUUGUUAUUAUUUUUUAAGCUACGUUUGGUUGUUGACAGUUCCCCUUAGUUAGGUGUACAUGCCUCUUCCUAAUUUUAUUACCCUGUCAGCCUGGAGGAAAUAGAAGUGGGGUGGAAGAGAGACAAGAAGAGGUGCAGGUACGCAGGAAUAGGAACCUCAGUGCACAAAUAAUACCUAAUCAAGAGCUGUCUGCUGUGUGACUGAAGCAGGCAGUACCUACAGGGAGCACCCAAGAGAGAUGGGGGAGUUCAGAAACCUCUGUUCUGGAAACACGUUAGCUAAAUCAGUCUGUAGCUCAGCUCUGGGUGUCCUAUCCUCACUAGUUUGCUGUGUUUUGUGGUUUUUCUACCCAAAACUGCUGGAGGCAGAGAAGGCCCCUGUGGCAGUGCCUGUAAGCACACUCUCCUGAAGGGACACUGCAUUUGCUUCUGCCAAGGAGUGGGAUAAGAUGGCCGUCGUGGAGCUCUGUCCUGCUGUAGCUCCACUGCUUCCAGGACCCAGGCUAGUUUGGUAUCUGCACUACAUGUGAUUGUGCACUCUAAUCUUAAUUUGUGGUGCUUUUGCUUGAUGUGGAAUAAGGCUUUCUUUUCUCUUGUUGAAAAUGACCUCCUCACAAGUUUUUUGGUUUUAAUUUGGUUCAGUGUAUGUGUGUAUAUAUACAUAUAUAAACUUAACUUUUUUUAAACCUCACUUGUUUUACUUGUGUAUCACACAAAAGGGUUUUUUUAAAUGGUGCUGCUCUUUUCCCGUCUUGUUUAAAUUAAAUAAUAAUAAUAGUAAUAAUAAAGACUCGGAAAUUUUCAGCAUUGCAUGAAUCUGAUGGCAGGGUGAGGGAAUUAUCUAGAGUGGAUUUUACUUGGGGAAAGAAUAACCAGUGUCUAGAUCACUCUGUUUUCAUGGAAAUGUCACCAGAAACAAUGACCUUAGAUUGGAUUUUUUAAACUAAAUUCUUGAGCUCCUGCUAAUUUUAAA